Messenger RNA from Saccharomyces mikatae IFO 1815, 1473 nucleotides. RefSeq names its product aspartyl aminopeptidase (gene APE4). The record is from RefSeq and is a predicted model, not a curated record. The transcript has a single exon. Gene Ontology annotation, molecular function: zinc ion binding; metalloaminopeptidase activity. Gene Ontology annotation, cellular component: fungal-type vacuole. The coding region runs from base 1 to 1473 and encodes 490 amino acids. Lineage: Eukaryota; Fungi; Ascomycota; Saccharomycetes; Saccharomycetales; Saccharomycetaceae. Gene Ontology annotation, biological process: proteolysis.
AUGUUCAGGAUACAACUGAGAACUAUGUCUAGCAAAACAGCAAAAAGUGAUUAUCCAAAGGAGUUUGUCAGUUUCUUGAACAGCUCGCACUCUCCCUACCAUGCAGUUCAUAAUAUCAAGAAGCAUUUGAUGUCAAAAGGUUUUAAAGAAGUGAGUGAACGUGAAUCAUGGGCAGGUCAUGUCGUACAAAAGGGUAAGUAUUUUGUAACGAGAAACGGAUCUUCCAUUAUUGCGUUUGUUGUUGGUGGUAAAUGGAAACCUGGAAAUCCCAUCGCUAUAACUGGUGCUCACACUGAUUCUCCUGUACUAAGAAUCAAACCUAUUUCCAAGAGAGUUAAUGAAAGGUAUCUACAAGUGGGAGUGGAGUGUUAUGGAGGCGCUAUAUGGCAUUCAUGGUUUGAUAAGGAUUUGGGCAUUGCCGGAAGAGUUUUUGUAAGGGACACCAAAACAGGCAAGUCCAUUUCUAAAUUGGUAGAUCUGGACAGACCAUUACUAAAGAUUCCUACUUUGGCUAUUCAUUUGGAUAGAGACGUAAAUCAGAAAUUCGAGUUUAAUAAAGAAACACAGCUGUUGCCGAUUGGUGGUUUGCAAAGGGACAACACGAAAUCGAAACCGGAAAAAGAGGUUGAUAGAAAUGGUUUCAGCUCCAUCAAAACGAUAGUGGAAAGGCAUCACGAAGAACUUUUGGCACUAAUCGCCAAGGAACUCGCCAUUGAUAAAGUGGAUGACAUUGAGGACUUCGAAUUGAUUCUUUACGAUCACAAUGCAUCUACUCUUGGUGGUUUUAACGAUGAAUUCGUAUUUUCUGGGAGAUUGGAUAAUUUGACGUCUUGUUUCACAUCAAUGCACGGUUUGACAUUGGCAGCUGACACGGAAAUUGACCGAGAACCAGGUAUUCGAUUGAUUGCAUGUUUUGAUCAUGAGGAGAUUGGUUCAUCAUCUGCUCAAGGUGCAGAUUCUAACUUCUUGCCUAACAUCUUAGAGAGAUUGUCAAUUUUAAAAGCGGACGGUUCAGAUGAAUCUAAGCCGUUAUCGAAUUCGUCAAUAUUGGAAACUUCUGCUAAGUCAUUUUUCCUAUCAUCUGAUGUUGCUCACGCAGUUCAUCCGAACUAUGCAAAUAAAUACGAAAGUCAACAUAAACCUUUGUUGUGUAGUGGACCAGUAGUCAAGAUCAACGCAAAUCAACGUUAUAUGACCAAUUCACCUGGCUUGGUCUUAGUGAAAAGAUUAGCAGAGGCUGCGAAGGUCCCUCUGCAGUUGUUUGUUGUUGCUAACGACUCCCCAUGCGGUUCUACCAUUGGUCCUAUUUUGGCCUCAAAAACUGGUAUUAGAACCUUAGAUUUAGGUAAUCCCGUGCUGAGUAUGCAUUCUAUUAGAGAAACUGCCGGUUCUGCCGAUUUGGAAUACCAAAUUAAAUUGUUCAAGGAAUUCUUUGAACGUUAUACUUCCAUAGAAUCGGAAAUUGUUGUUUAA